AGAGAGAGAGAGAGAGAGAGAGAGAGAGAGAGAGAGAGGGUGAUGGUAAAAGGAGCGCACGCGCUCGCGCCCAGUCACUCGUGUUGGUCUCGCGCACGGUCCUUUAUGACGUCACGUCCAGCGCUCGGUCUUCUGCGGGAUGCGAGCGUCGCGAAGCCCCCUCCAGCCUCUCAGACGCUCGGUAUGAGUCGGAUUACGGUGUCGUGCGGAUGACGGAGUCCCGGUGGACGCGAGCGGACUGAGCUCUCCUCCUGAUCCACGCAGCAGCGUCUUCUCCGCCGGACACGACAUGGACGACUCCGGGAUAAUCAGACGCAGGCGGCUCCAGGAUCUUCCUCUGCCUCGUAAAAACAGCAGUUGCCGCAGUAACCGGAAGAGUUUGAUUCUGACCUCCACCUCCCCGACUCUGCCCCGCCCACAUUCCCCUUUACCAGGACACAUCGGAAGUAGUCCUCUGGACAGCCCUCGAAACUUCUCUCCCAGCACUCCGGCACAUUUCUCCUUUGCUUCCUCAAGAAGGGAUGGGCGUCGAUGGUCGCUGGCGUCUCUUCCGUCUUCUGGCUAUGGAACAAACACUCCCAGCUCAACGUCCUCCAGCUCGUCUCAGGAGCGUCUGCACCAGCUGCCGUAUCAGCCCACCAUGGACGAGCUGCACUUCCUGUCCAAACACUUCGGCAGUACAGAGAGCAUCACUGACGAUGACGGGGGACGCUGUUCACCCCACAUAAGACCCCGCUCGCGCAGCCUGAGUCCGGGUCGCUCUCACUCCUGCUACGACAAUGAGAUCAUCAUGAUGAAUCAUGUUUACAGGGAGCGUUUCCCUAAGGCUACGGCGCAGAUGGAGGGCAGGUUGUGUGAUUUCAUUCACUCAAAUUGUCCCGAGAGCGUUCUGCCACUGGCCGAUGGGGUCCUAAGCUUCAUCCACCACCAGAUCAUCGAGCUGUCCAGAGACUGCCUGACUAAAUCUAAGGAGGGUCUCAUCACGUCCAUCUACUUCUUUGAGCUGCAGGAGAACCUGGAGAAACUUCUGGAUGAUGCUUAUAAGCGGUCGGAGAGUUCAGAGUUGACCUUCGUCACAGAGUUGGUGAAGAAACUCCUCUUCAUCAUCGCUCGGCCUGCUCGACUUUUGGAGUGUUUGGAGUUUAAUCCUGAAGAGUUCUAUCAUCUGCUGGAGGCGGCUGAAGAUCACGCUAAAGAAGGACACCUGAUGAAGACCGACAUCCCGCGAUACAUCAUCAGUCAGCUGGGUCUGACCAGAGAUCCUCUGGAGGAGAUAGUCAGCCGAGAGCAUUAUGACAGCGAGGGGCCGGUCACACCAGAGACAGAUGACUCCGCAGAGGGAAAGAUAAAACCCAUGAAGCCACCUGGAGAGGCAGAUUUCCAGACUAUCAAACUGAUCAGCAAUGGAGCCUAUGGCGCGGUGUAUCUGGUCCGCCAUCUGGAGACACGACAGCGCUUCGCUAUGAAGAAAAUCAACAAACAGAACCUGAUUCUGAGGAACCAGAUCCAGCAGGCGUUUGUUGAGCGAGACAUCCUGACCUUCGCUGAGAACCCCUUCGUGGUCAGCAUGUUCUGCUCCUUUGAGACCAGAAGACACCUGUGUAUGGUGAUAGAGUAUGUGGAAGGAGGCGACUGCGCGACACUGCUUAAGAAUAUCGGAGCAUUGCCUGUGGAAAUGGCACGCAUGUACUUCGCUGAAACCGUCCUGGCUCUCGAAUACAUACAUAACUAUGGAAUCGUGCACCGAGAUCUCAAACCGGACAAUCUGUUGAUCACAUCAAUGGGUCACAUUAAACUCACAGAUUUCGGUUUGUCUAAAAUGGGUCUCAUGAGUCUCACCACAAACCUGUAUGAAGGACACAUUGAGAAGGACACCAGAGAGUUCCUGGAUAAACAGGUGUGCGGCACCCCAGAGUACAUCGCCCCGGAGGUGAUCCUGCGGCAGGGUUACGGCAAGCCGGUGGACUGGUGGGCCAUGGGCAUCAUCCUCUACGAGUUCCUGGUGGGCUGCGUGCCGUUCUUCGGCGACACACCAGAGGAGCUGUUUGGUCAGGUGAUCACAGAUGACAUUGUGUGGCCUGAGGAUGAUGACGCUCUCCCCACUGACGCGCAGCACCUGAUCUCAUCUCUCCUGCAGACCAACCCGCUGCUCAGACUGGGCACAGGUGGAGCAUUCGAGGUGAAGCAGCAUCCGUUCUUCUGUGAUGUGGACUGGAGCAGCUUGCUCCGGCAGAAAGCCGAGUUCAUCCCUCAUCUGGAGUCGGAAGAGGACACCAGCUACUUCGACACGCGAUCAGAGCGAUAUCAUCACGUUCACUCGUACGAUGAAGACGACACCAAUGACGACGAGCCAGUGGAGAUUCACCGCUUCUCCUCCUGCUCGCCGCGCUUCAGCAAGGUGUACAGCAGCAUGGAGCACCUGUCACAGCUGGAGCACAAACCUGUGGUGACCCGUCGAGAGCCCAAAGCUCACAGAGAAGACCGCAGCAAGAGAGAAAGUCUGGGCAGCCUGACCCUCCGAGACAAGAGCUGGAGAACCAGAUCUCCAGAGAUGAAGCGUUUGUCAUGCUCAGAGUUGUCUUUCACUGAAUCAGACUCCAGUCCUCCUGGUGCUCGCCGGCGUUUCUCAGCACUGAUGGACACGCACCGCUUCGCUUCUCCGCUAGAGGGAGACGGUGACGUACACACACGACAAACACCCAUCAAAACCAGGGGCUUAUCACUAGAGGGCGCCAGCGUGCCCGUCUGCUCCGGACUGGUGGAGUCCAGCUCCACGGCAUCAGUGGGACAUCCUGGAGAUAAACUGCUGCGGCCUGCUGACGCCGUGGCUGCCACUCCCGCGGUUCCUCUACACAUGCCAGACCCGUUUGUGCCUCGCGUCGGAAGUGACCUCGUCUUACGAAGAGCGCGACAUCAUCAGAUUCCGACCGAUACCGAGAAACUUAGCGCGACUCGCUCUGGAACCAAAGUCAUAAAGUCAGCCUCUGCCACGGCCCUGUCUGUCAUCAUACCUGCAGUUGAGCAGCAUGGUACGUCACCACAAGCCAGUCCCAUGUCUCCUCGCUCCAUCUCCUCCAAUCCCUCGUCUCGUGACUCGUCUCCGAGUCGUGAUUACUCACCUACUGUCAAUGUCCUGCGCUCACCAAUCACCAUCCAUCGCUCUGGAAAGAAGUAUGGCUUCACCUUACGCGCCAUCAGAGUCUACAUGGGUGACAGUAACAUCUACAGCGUACAGCACAUGGUCUGGAAUGUUGAGUGUGGCGGGCCAGCCCAGGAGGCGGGGCUUUGUGCUGGCGACCUCAUCACCCAUGUGAACGGGGAGUCUGUGCACGGAUUGGUGCACACAGAGGUGGUGGAGCUCAUUCUGAAGAGUGACAGCAAAGUAACAGUGACGACCACUCCAUUCGAAAACACGUCCAUAAAGGUCGGACCAGCAAGGAAGCUUAGCUACAAAGCCAAGAUGGCCAGACGCAACAAGAAGUCAGCCACAAAAGAUGGACAAGAGAGUAAGAAGCGCAGCUCUCUCUUUCGUAAGAUCACGAAACAGUCCAACCUGCUUCACACUAGUCGUAGUCUGUCCUCUCUGAAUCGCUCUCUUUCGUCUGGAGACAGUCUGCCUGGAUCGCCCACUCACAACCUGUCUGCUCGCUCGCCCACGCAGACGUACCGCUCUCCUCCAGACUCCGCCUACCUAGGCACCUCAUCUCAGAGCAGCUCACCGGCGUCCAGCACACCAAACUCGCCUGCAACAUCUCAGCACAUGCGGCCGAGCUCUCUUUACGGCCUAUCGCCCAAACUCCACCGCCAAUACCGUUCUGCUCGCUGCAAAUCCGCUGGCAACAUUCCUCUGUCUCCGCUGGCCCACACGCCAUCCCCUACUUCAUCUUCUCCACCUCCCAUUGCUGGACACACUGUCGGCAGCUCUAACACUACCCAGGCCUUCCCUGCCAAGCUCCACGCCUCUCCUCCAAUCACACGCCCUCGCCCCAAGAGUGCAGAACCACCCCGUUCACCUCUCCUCCAAAGGGUGCAGUCAGCCGAGAAGCUUGGCCCACCCCCUCCACCUUCAUUUCCAUCCUCCACAUCUUCUGUUGGCUCGGACAGAAAAGGAGGGCUUUGCGUGUCCAUGAGGAAGCAUGGCUUGGAGGUUGUGCAUGCCGAUUACCGCCGGGAGUCGUUCCACUGUGAACAUGCCCUCCAGAGCCUGAUGGAGAUCGAGGGUGAGAAUACACCUGCGGCUCCGCCCUCUCCACCCGACCAGAAGCCAAUACACACACCCACUCAGCUCACAAUGAGUCCAUUAAGGCAACUCGGGAGACAAGACUCGAUAGCAGGAAGAGAGACCGAAGGGACAGUGAGGCAGCAUGACUCAAGUGAAGCCGUUUUAAGGACUGUGUCAAAAAACUUUUCAGCAGCAACCACUUUGGAUCCUAAAUCCUCAACCCAGUUUGGUGAGCCAACUCAGGAGGAGAAAGUAGCCUCCAAAUCUGAGUCUUCUCAAGUCAUCUUGACAGGGAAGGAGGCAGCCAAGGAUGUGGGAAAGGGUGAAUCACUUUAUGCAAUGGGAUCUGGUCCCAAGGUUCCAGAACGAACGCCGGUUGUCCAGAGCUAUGGAUCACAGGAACUCAAACCCCAUAGCCUUCAAACCGAUGGUCUUAAAGGGCUGGAAAAUGGCAAAGACAUGGGAAAGAUUCCAGUGAAGGAGAAAAAUGCACAGACAAUGGCUCCAGAGGCAAGCAAGUCAGGCAAAGGACCUCUGACCAUUGAGGGGACUGGAGCUAGUUCUGCUGGUGUAAUGAAAGUCUCAGCAGCAUUUCCUGCCCAGUCCAAAUCUAUUGAAGAACGCGUUCAAACCCCAUCAGGGUCAUCCAGAGUCCCUCAAGAGGAAAGAUGUCGUCUGGAAGUGGCUGAAGAGUCCCCAGCCUCUCCGUCUCCAACCGCCAGGUCACCUUGCACAAGCAAAUCACGUGCCGUAUCUCCUGGUGACAGGUCCAGCUUUGUGACGCAGCUCACCAGUGUGGCUAAAACCGUUCUUGGGCCGAUGAAGUUGGGCUCUCAGGAUGGCGGGAAGACCAAGGAUAGCUCCAAAACCAAUGAGGACAAACGAGCAGCAACGUUGGGAAAGUCAGAGGCCUCGUCUGGGAGUCGCCGCGGGUUGACGGGAACAUGGCCCGGUCCUGGAUCAUCAAAGGCUGAAAAGGCAUCGAAGAGCUCUUCCAAGCAUCCGUAAUAUUCUUAACAGAUAUGUUCUGUUCGGAACUUUAAAUGGAAUGCAUUCCCUGUAAUUGUCCAAAUGCAGACUACUCAAAAGACUCUACAGCCAUCAAACCAAGAUAUAAACGGAAAAAAAAAACGUAAACAAGUAAAGGUGCUUCAAAAUGACUGUUGUCAAAUAUGUUUGUUUGUGCAUAUGCCAGUAUAAACCAGUAUGUCUCUCUAGAUGCAUGUUACAUGUAUAUUGUGAAUAGAAGAGUAAAAAAAAAAUAAGAUG
Molecule: messenger RNA, 5491 nt
Organism: Carassius auratus (goldfish)
Lineage: Eukaryota; Metazoa; Chordata; Actinopteri; Cypriniformes; Cyprinidae
Product: microtubule-associated serine/threonine-protein kinase 1-like
Exons: 27
Coding region: 290-5230 (1646 amino acids)
Biological process (GO): intracellular signal transduction; cytoskeleton organization; peptidyl-serine phosphorylation
Molecular function (GO): protein binding; protein serine/threonine kinase activity; ATP binding
Source: RefSeq, a predicted model, not a curated record